Messenger RNA from Jaculus jaculus (lesser Egyptian jerboa), 4450 nucleotides. RefSeq names its product dipeptidyl peptidase like 6 (gene Dpp6). Gene Ontology annotation, molecular function: dipeptidyl-peptidase activity; serine-type peptidase activity. Lineage: Eukaryota; Metazoa; Chordata; Mammalia; Rodentia; Dipodidae. Gene Ontology annotation, biological process: proteolysis. The record is from RefSeq and is a predicted model, not a curated record. The coding region runs from base 329 to 2740 and encodes 803 amino acids. The transcript is spliced from 26 exons.
CGGGCCCCUUCCUGCACCCAGCCGCCAGUUGCCGGUUGCUAAGCAGUUAUUGUUUCUGUGGCGAUUGCAGAGGCUGCUGCUAAUUGGAGAAGCCCCGCCGAGCAGCAGCGUCUUCCCUCUCUCUGCCUUUGCAUGCAAACAGCCAACUGGCCUUGCUCUUCCACUCCCUCCCCCGCCCCGCCCCGGCCCCCGAGCCUGGCGGUUUCGGAAGUAUGGACUAGAAUUGCACUCUUCCUCCUCACCACCCUCCAGACUCUCGUGGCUCCAAACUCACCCUCAGGCCCCAACCGCCCCCCGCCCCGGACGGGGCGAGCGCCCCGGACAGACCAUGACCACCGCCAAGGAGCCCAGCGCCUCGGGCAAAGCCGUGCAGCAGCAGGACCAGGAGCUGGUGGGGAGUAAUCCUCCGCAGAGAAACUGGAAAGGAAUCGCAAUCGCUCUGCUGGUCAUUCUGGUCAUCUGCUCCCUGAUUGUCACCUCGGUCAUCCUGCUGACGCCAGCGGAAGAUACAAGUCUGUCUCAGAAGAAGAAGGUGAGCGUGGAAGAUCUUUUCAGUGAAGAUUUCAAGAUCCAUGACCCCGAGGCGAAGUGGAUAAGUGAUAAAGAAUUCAUCUACCGGGAGCGGCAAGGGAACGUCAUCCUGCGGAACGUUGAAACAAAUCAUUCUACAGUGCUGAUAGAAGGCAAGAAAAUUGAAUCCUUAAGAGCCAUCCGAUAUGAAAUAUCUCCAGAUAAAGAAUAUGCACUUUUCUCCUAUAACGUGGAACCGAUAUACCAACAUUCCUACACUGGAUACUACGUCCUGAGCAAAAUUCCCCAUGGGGACCCUCAGAGUCUGGACCCACCAGAAGUCAGCAAUGCCAAACUUCAGUAUGCAGGGUGGGGCCCUAAAGGCCAGCAGCUGAUAUUUAUCUUCGAGAACAACAUCUACUACUGUGCACAUGUCGGGAAGCAGGCGAUCCGCGUGGUGUCUACUGGGAAGGAGGGUGUGAUUUACAACGGCCUCAGCGACUGGCUGUACGAAGAGGAGAUUCUGAAGACCCACAUAGCACACUGGUGGUCUCCAGAUGGCACGCGGCUCGCCUACGCCACUAUCAACGACUCCCGCGUCCCCGUCAUGGAGCUCCCAACCUACACGGGCUCCAUCUACCCCACUUCGAAGCCUUACCACUACCCCAAGGCUGGCAGUGAGAACCCCAGCAUUUCCCUGCAUGUCAUCGGCCUGAACGGACCCACCCAUGACUUGGAGAUGAUGCCACCCGAUGACCCACGCAUGAGGGAAUACUACAUCACCAUGGUGAAGUGGGCCACCAGCACAAAGGUCGCUGUCACCUGGCUGAACCGGGCACAGAACGUGUCCAUCCUGACCCUCUGUGAUGCUACCACGGGGGUCUGCACCAAGAAACACGAGGAUGAAAGCGAGGCUUGGCUCCACAGACAGAAUGAAGAGCCUGUGUUCUCCAAGGAUGGCCGGAAGUUCUUCUUUGUCAGAGCCAUCCCGCAGGGGGGACGAGGGAAGUUCUACCACAUCACGGUGUCAUCGUCACAGCCCAACAGCAGCAAUGACAACAUCCAGUCCAUCACCUCCGGGGACUGGGAUGUGACCAAGAUCCUGUCCUACGAUGAGAAGCGGAAUAAGAUCUACUUCCUGAGCACAGAGGAUCUGCCACGGAGACGCCAGCUCUACAGUGCCAACACGGUGGGCACCUUCAACAGGCAGUGCCUGUCCUGUGACUUGGUGGAGAACUGUACCUACUUCAGCGCUUCCUUCAGCCACAACUCGGACUUCUUCACCCUCCAGUGUGAAGGCCCUGGGGUGCCCACGGUGACCGUGCACAACACCACGGAUAAGAGAAAACUCUUUGACCUGGAAACAAAUGAGCACGUCCAGAAGGCCGUCAGUGACCGGCAGAUGCCUAAGAUCGAGUACCGGAGAAUCGAGGUCGAUGAUUACAACUUGCCAAUGCAGAUCCUGAAGCCAGCCACAUUCACCGACACGACCCACUAUCCCUUGCUCCUGGUGGUGGACGGCACCCCAGGGAGCCAGAGCGUGGCUGAGAAGUUUGAGGUGACCUGGGAGACGGUGCUGGUGAGCAGCCAUGGAGCAGUGGUGGUGAAGUGUGAUGGCCGAGGCAGCGGCUUCCAAGGAACCAAGCUCCUGCAGGAAGUGCGAAGGCGGCUCGGCUCCCUGGAGGAGAAGGACCAGAUGGAGGCCGUGCGGGCCAUGCUGAAGGAGCAAUACAUCGACAGGACGCGGGUGGCUGUGUUCGGGAAGGACUAUGGUGGGUACCUGAGCACUUACAUUCUCCCAGCCAAGAUUGAAAACCAAGGUCAGACUUUCACCUGUGGCUCGGCGCUGUCUCCCAUAACCGACUUCAAACUCUACGCGUCUGCCUUUUCGGAAAGGUACCUGGGCCUGCAUGGGCUGGACAACAGAGCAUACGAGAUGACCAAGGUGGCGCACCGAGUGUCCGCGCUGGAGGGCCAGCAGUUCCUCAUCAUCCACGCCACAGCUGAUGAAAAAAUUCAUUUCCAGCACACAGCAGAGCUCAUCACGCAGCUCAUUAAGGGGAAGGCCAACUACAGCCUACAGAUCUACCCAGACGACAGUCACUACUUCCACAGCGCCGCCCUCAAACAGCACCUGUACCGCUCCAUCAUCAACUUCUUCGUGGAAUGUUUCAGGAUUCAGGACAAGCUACCGACGGCCACAGCGAAAGAGGACGAGGAGGAGGACUAACCACAUUCCAGCCCGAAGCACAGACGUGGCUCCUUCUACAACAAUAUGCAACUGAGGAACCUCCCCGCCACUUUCUCCCUCCACGGGCAGGUGGGGUGGAGGUGCUGACCUUCCACCAUGUGGGUCUCCGUUCUGAAGGCCAUCUGGUGUCGGGGGGGACAUGCUCCUUCCCCAGUGGAGACCACACAGCCUGGCACAACCCCGCCUCAGCAGCAUCACCUCCUCCUGGCCCCCAGUGACUGGCACAUUCCAUGUCUCUCCCCCAGGGGGCAAAGUGAAAGACAGAUGGCAGUGAGGGCCCACUUGGAACCCAAGAAAACCAGCCCUUAAAUUGAAGCUUUCUCUCCGUAGCACCGAGACCCACCCCGUGUGUUCGCUCACCGUGCCCACACUCAUGGCGGUGCGUCCUGUGGCAUCUCCUGUGCCGUGGGGACGAGCGCAGCACGGUGGUCUCAGCUGCACGUGUUCAUACACGGCUGGCUCCCCUCUGUGCUUAGGAGAGUCCAUACUUCCCAUCUGUAUCCCCAGAACCUCUUUGUGUGCAGAGUAUGACUGUAGCUGCCAGUGGUUAACCUCGUAGACUUUCUUUGUAUUUUUCUAUGGUUUUAACCGGAUGCGCCAUCGUGUCUGCUCGUGGGGUUGUUUUGCUGUUUUCUCUCUCCUUUCGGUAUCUCUUUCUUUGCUUUGCUUUCCACAUUGUGCUUUAUUGAAUGGGAGCAGCUGCUGUCUGGCCAGCGCCGUGUCAGAAGUGGUAGAGGCAUGUCAGACGCUGAGGGUGUGAGUGAGGGCAUCCCCAGCAGCUCUCACAGAAACCACACCAGGAAACCUUUCUCCACUGAGCUGGGCAAGGACACAUGUGUCCUGGAGCCACCCCCUUUCUCCUGGAUCAAUUGUCUUUUCAGGUGGCAUUUGGUUCAGAAUCGUAAGACGAUGUGUUGGUUCCACCCCUCAAUCAGUUGGGUGAUUCCAGCAUUGUGUGGGGUGACGUGGGGGGCACACAUGUCCCCUCUAGCCCGGGAGGUGGUGCCUCCCUCCUUUGACAGCAGUGGAGUUGAUGCGGUCCUGUUAGCUGUAAGAUACAUGCUGACCAGAUGUGCAGCCACUGUUGCCAGUGUAUAUUUCAUUGCAUUGUAUAUAAAAAAACCAGGAAUGUGUGUCUGCCAUUUGUGCAUCCCCCCCCCAAACCCCCAGCGCUAACCUUGUACCGGGCUUGCAUGCAGACACCUCUCUGGCUGGUCUGGCCCCUCCACAAGUGCUAGUUUGAAAUAUAUCAAUUAUUGUCAUUUCCUUUCAGACUUGUUGACAACCUGAAUGUCAAUACUGAUUUCUCCAGCUUCCAGUCUUGCUGGGGUGUCCUCGAUACCCUGUCUGCAGAGGAGAUGUGUCCAUGUCGCUCUUUGGUGUUUGGGGGCUUUGGUUCCAUCCACACGACUUUGAACGUUGGUUCUUGGUAGAUCCGGUAGAUCUUUGUCCCAGAAUUUUACAGGUGACGCAUCACCAUCCGUGAAGGGAUCCGUGAGCUGACAGCCAGGACUGAUCUAAAUGCCACCCUAUCAUUGUCUAGCUACUUCACCAGGCUUGGCAAUGGCAGUGGCAAAGACAAGGAGGUCUGAAAAGGGAAGCCAGCUCUGGCUGCAAGACUUAGAGGCUGUGGGGCGUGGCAUGGUAGCGCUUGUCACCCAUGAAUAAAACAUUAUUUUACCACUUGGA